AUGACGGACAUGAUCACGGCGACAGCAUGGGUCCCUCGUGGCCAUGCUGCAGCUUUUCCUACCAAAUACCAAAUGGACGACGGCGAAUAUGCCAGGAUAGCAAAGCUCGCUAAGAUGGAACUCGACGAUGCGAAGGACGAUCUGGAACAAGCGCGCGAAGCUUUGAACAAGAGCGAGCGUGGAGAGAAGGAAGAGACAGAAGGUGGCGCUGAGCGCGAGGAAGCCGACGACAGCGACGAAGACGAUAUCGCCAAAGAUGAUGAUUUGAAGGAGUACGAUAUGGAACACUACGACGAUGAGCCGGAUUCGCCAGAUGACGAUGAAGAGGACGAGGGAAAUGGCGGAAUCUUCAACAAUAUAAAAUCGCUUGCGUAUCACACUGACAAUAAGGACGAUCCGUACCUGACGUUACCAGAGAAUGGGGAGGCAUCGGACGAUGAGGACAGAGAAGAACUGCAGAUCCUACCCACAGACAGUGUGGUGCUAGCUGCGAGGAUAGAAGACGAAGUUGCGCACUUGGAAGUGUACGUUUAUGAGGAUUCAGCGGAUAACCUGUACGUUCACCACGACGUGAUGCUACCAGCGGUACCGUUAUGCGUGGAGUGGAUCGGCACGAAGCCAGGACAACAGACUGAGGAAGGAGGAAGCUAUGCGGCAGUCGGAACCAUGGAUCCAGAUAUCGAACUGUGGGACUUGGAUAUCGUGGACUGCAUGUAUCCCAACGCAGUUCUGGGCCAGAGCUCCCAAGCAGGGCCCGAAGCGCCUGAACCUGUUACGAAGAAGAAGAAAAAGAAGAGCAAGAAGGCAAAUGAUGCGUACCAUGUCGACUCCGUACUUUCUCUGGCCGCGAACCGACAACACCGUAACUUGCUAGCAAGUGCAUCUGCAGACAAAACGAUCAAGCUCUGGGACUUGAACACCUGCACAGCAGCACACUCCUACGCACACCACACGGACAAAGUCUGCGCUCUCUCAUGGCACCCAGUUCAGACAUCUGUUCUCCUCUCGGGAAGUUACGACCGGACAAUAGUUGCAGCAGACAUGCGAGCACCAGACUCCAAGACAACGCGAUGGGGCGUAGAAAGCGACGUCGAGCAGCUACGCUGGGAUCCUCACGACGAAAAUAAAUUCUACGUCAGCACUGAAAAUGGUGUCCUUCACUGCUUCGAUGCGCGAACGCUGCCAUCGACGCCGGAGCAGAGCAAAGCCGUCUGGCGCUUACAGGCACACGAUCAAAGCCUCUCGUGCUUUUCGAUCAAUCCUGCCGUUCCGGGCUUCAUCGCAACAGGCUCAACAGACCGAACUGUCAAGCUAUGGAACGUGACCGAGGCCGGGCCCAGCAUGGUAGUCUCUCGCGACGUGGGAGUUGGCAAGGUCUUCUCCGCCAACUUCGCGCCAGACGACGAGAUUGCUUUCAGACUGGGAGUGGCAGGUAGCAAGGGCGCAGUGCAAAUCUGGGACACCAGCACGAACAAAGCAGUUCGUGAAGCGUUCGCGACAAGAGUGAAGAUGCCAGUUCCAGCUGAUGGAGAAGUCAAGGAGCGACUAGUCGGCAUCGCACAAGACGAUGAAAUCGAAGAGGAGGAAGCCGAAGCGGAAGAGAAUGGCGGUGAAGGUGGGUGGGAGAGUAUGGACGAAGAUUAG
Lecanosticta acicola is the source of this 1644-nucleotide messenger RNA. NCBI's taxonomy places the organism in Eukaryota, Fungi, Ascomycota, Dothideomycetes, Mycosphaerellales, Mycosphaerellaceae. The record is from the annotation of a GenBank genome assembly.